AUGCUCAGGACUAUGGAGCUUUGGAGGCAACUGAGGCAGGCGGGACUGGUGCCUCCGGGGCUGGGCCCCCCUCCCCGGGCCCUGAGGGAGGUCCCCCCAGUGGGGAGAGCUGGCCAGACCCUCCUGUCCCCAGGGGCAGACGCUGCAGGUGCCAGGGAGAGUCUGCUGUGGAUCUGGGAGGAGCUGGGGCACCUCCGCCAAGUGGACGUCCAGCUGCUGGGCCAGCUGUGCGGUCUGGGACUGGAGAUGGGGACACUGCGGGAGGAACUGGUCACCUUCCUGGAAGAGGAGGAGAGCCUCAUCGAGGAAGAGGAGGAGGAAGAGCCUGAGGGGAAGCAGGAGGAGGGACACCUGGGGGCCUCCUGCUCAGCCCCACACCACCACCUCCCUGACUUCGAGAUGACCAUCUGA
Molecule: messenger RNA, 411 nt
Organism: Neomonachus schauinslandi (Hawaiian monk seal)
Lineage: Eukaryota; Metazoa; Chordata; Mammalia; Carnivora; Phocidae
Gene: ERICH4
Product: glutamate rich 4
Exons: 3
Coding region: 1-411 (136 amino acids)
Source: RefSeq, a predicted model, not a curated record